Messenger RNA from Caenorhabditis sp. 36 PRJEB53466, 261 nucleotides. The record is from the annotation of a GenBank genome assembly. NCBI's taxonomy places the organism in Eukaryota, Metazoa, Nematoda, Chromadorea, Rhabditida, Rhabditidae.
AUGAGCGAAGCCUCUCUGAGUCAAUCAACAACUCUCGAAACGCUCGUCUCCUCCCUUGACAUCACCCCAGCAGACUCCAACCAGAAGGAGCCGAUUCUAGUGGACAAGGUGUCUGGAGCCACCCUCGGGAAGGUUGUCGAAUGGGCCGAACAUCACAAAGACGACGUCCUUCUGUCGGAUCGGGAAAAAGAGAGACAAAGACAGAAUUCCACUCCGGAGAAGGACGUGACGUUCCUCAGAAAUCUCGAAAACAUGGAGUAA